AUGACGAGCAAAGUGUUUAUUACAGGUGCCACCGGAUACAUAGGAGGAGAGGCGUUGUACCAGCUUCUCAAUUGCUCCAAGAAUUAUGAGAUUACUGCAUUGGUGAGAUCGGAAGAAAAAGCCGAAAAACUCAAAAAAGCUACGGGAAACAAAGUCCAGACGGUAAUUGGACAACUUGACGAUUUGGAAUUGAUCGAGGAGCAAGUUCGUGCAAGUGACAUUAUUAUUAAUACUGCUAAUGUGGACCAUGUUCCGAGUGCGGAAGUGCUCCGCAAGGCAUUGACUGCGAAAAAAGAACCAACUAUUCUCAUUCAUACCUCAGGAACUUCAGUUUUGGGAGAACCCUUGGAUGCUAACAAGAAGCCCACUUUGAAAGUGUGGUCGGACGAAAAGGAUAUUGACGAAAUUAACCUGAUUCGUGAUGAUGCUCCUCACCGUCCCGUCGACAAGCUCAUCUUGGAAAUCCAGGAAAAGAACCCGCAAGUCAAAACUGCUGUUAUUUGUCCAUCGCUUAUUUUUGGUAUCAGCCAUGGCUACGACAAGGUCAAUUCGGUCCAGAUUCCAGAAUUGAUCAAGGCUAGUGUCAAGAACGAUGGUCCAUUUUCGGUGUAUUCUGGAGAAGCUAUUUGGAGUCAUAUUCACAUCCACGACUUGGGAGAGCUUUAUAAGGUUGUUCUCGACAAGCUCGUGGCUGGCGAGAGCAUUCCUCAGGGCAGAGAGGGCUACUAUUUUGGUUCUUUGGCUCUCAAGAAUGAGCCUACUCCAACUGAAGAACCCACUGAAGUCGAGCAUUUGUGGAGAAAAUUGUCAGAAAAAGUUGGUGAGGUACUUUACAAACGUAAACUUGUGAAAACUGACAAGGUGCAAGAGCUUCAACCAGACCCAAUUGUUCAACUCAAGGAUGGAGACGUAUUUGCACCAUACUACUGGGGUACUAAUUCCAGGUCUCGUGGUGACAAUGGCUAUAAAAUUGGAUGGAAACCCAAGUAUACUACUCUCAACCAGUUCUGGGAUGCGGUGGAACAGGAUUUGGACCACUUGAUCAAGAUUGGGCAAGUCAAGGAAUCAAAGUAG
Meyerozyma guilliermondii ATCC 6260 is the source of this 1074-nucleotide messenger RNA. RefSeq lists its product as uncharacterized. The transcript has a single exon. Bases 1 to 1074 code for a protein of 357 amino acids. The record is from RefSeq and is a predicted model, not a curated record. Lineage: Eukaryota; Fungi; Ascomycota; Pichiomycetes; Serinales; Debaryomycetaceae.